UCCAACGCAUCUGUGAAACGCUCGGGUGCGGAGGAACUGUGUCUCCGUCGGCUACAUGGCAGAGGUGCUAUAACUGCAGCUUGCGGCGCUGGAAAGAGCGCCAGCAGGCUGCUAUUGCUACCAGUGCAACCGGGGAGUCUGUUUUGCCUAUGGACGGUACACAUGAGGGUGCUUCAAAUUCCGAUGUGGCUAUGCAUGGCGCUGGGCCUCCGCCAUAUGAUACAUUCGUGGUGGAGCGAGUUACGAAAAACAGAGAGCCAGGACAAGUCAUCAUUCAUUCCGCGGCAGUUGCAAGUACUUCCAGUACAGUCAUUGCUGAGCGUGGUAGAGACGCUCGCGUGAAACCCGAAAUUAACAACGUUUACAUCUCCGGAUGGGGCAGCGACUUGACAGAUCUAUCCUCGGAAGACGAAGGUGUUGAUUCGGACCCUGAUACCGAAGAGUCAUCCACGAUCAAGAUUCGCAUCCCUGUGCUUGCUUCUCAACUUCCUAAAGGUGCCAGGGCGCGGGUUUGCGGGAUCAAGCGCUGUAACAUUGUAUUGCCUCCGAAUUACCGCUGGAAGAUCUGUGAUUCAUGUCGGAGAUACCAACGGAAGUACCAAAGGAUUCGUAUGGAGAAAAUCCGCCGUCGUAUGGAGAACUUCUCUCGGAUAAACGCCCGUGAGUCUGCUCUCGUUAGCGAUCAUUCUGCAUCGUUUCCAGAGGAGCAAAUAGAUAAGGUGACGCCAAUGGAAGGUUCUCGCAUCUGCGCCGUUCCUCGUUGUCGCACAGAAUUACUACCUGUGACCAAACACCGCUGGAAAUGCUGCGGAGUUUGCCGCAUGCGUGCUCGCGACGAUGCAAGAGCAAGACGAUCGACCCCCGGAGCCAACCUGGACUUGGAAGAACCGGUGGAGCAGACUUCAUCAUCGGACAUUUCGCCCUUUCCUGCCUUUCAAAAUCGUAGCGUAUUGUUAUCAGAGUUUGGCGCGAUGCUGGGGCGGUUCUUGGAAGCACAGAUAUUGUACUUGCGCGUGAAGCUUCAGACAGCAGGCGAGAAAGCAUUGUUGAAGCUUGAUCCUGUGCUAUUUGCGUUCGACGGUGAAUAUUCGACAGUGACCGGCCAGCGGGAAUACCAAGAUAAUGUCCAAGACAAAUCCGACCCUGAGCACGGUCAGGAAGCAGAGCUGCAAAAGGAAGCUGCCUCCACUGUCAAGGAGCUCGAUAAUGCGCUCCUCACUGAAUUCAAGCCAACAGAAGGUUUUAUAAUCAAGUCUGGAGGGGUAAUAAUUCGAUACAAAUGUGCGUUAGAGCUGAUUGUCCCACUCCGUCCUUUACCCAAUACAAUGGACUCGAAGGAUACCGACACUUCGCGAUCACAUGUCCCUUACAUGAAGUCGGUGUCUGGGGAGCUGGAGGUAGCGGUUGUUCCAGACGACUCGCACAGUACUUUACUGGGUCGACGAACUAUUAUCCGAUUCCGCAUGCUGGGAUAGCUAGGAUAGCGUUCGCUUGGAACCCUUUUACAA
Molecule: messenger RNA, 1508 nt
Organism: Suillus bovinus
Lineage: Eukaryota; Fungi; Basidiomycota; Agaricomycetes; Boletales; Suillaceae
Exons: 5
Coding region: 150-1475 (441 amino acids)
Source: RefSeq, a predicted model, not a curated record